Rhinocladiella mackenziei CBS 650.93 is the source of this 378-nucleotide messenger RNA. RefSeq lists its product as uncharacterized. Bases 1 to 378 code for a protein of 125 amino acids. The transcript is spliced from 2 exons. The record is from RefSeq and is a predicted model, not a curated record. NCBI's taxonomy places the organism in Eukaryota, Fungi, Ascomycota, Eurotiomycetes, Chaetothyriales, Herpotrichiellaceae.
AUGCUCCACAUUUUACGGGCUUACGAACAGGCGUUUGACGUACAUUUCCUCAUGUACUGUCAUUUUCGCGAUCUCAAAACACAAAACCGACUGCCGGAUCCUCGGUUUGUGCUUGCAGCGAUCAACUGUGUUCGGUCGGCUCGGACUAAAUCUCACGUCGUCGUCACAAAAUCUACAGACUUGGAAAUUUGGGGAAAGUUUGAUCCUCAACUAUCUGACCUUUCUUCCGAGGACUUCCAGGAAGACCAUGAAGACACCGCUUACUGGGGAGCCAAUGCCAUGAUCCUGAGUCGGCCCGAUUUGGCCAACGAACAUGGGAUCGUACCAAGACGGUUUCAUGACAUUCUGCCAAAGAAGCGUGGUAGAACACCUCUAUAA